Molecule: messenger RNA, 1393 nt
Organism: Chiloscyllium plagiosum (whitespotted bambooshark)
Lineage: Eukaryota; Metazoa; Chordata; Chondrichthyes; Orectolobiformes; Hemiscylliidae
Product: 2-acylglycerol O-acyltransferase 1-like
Biological process (GO): triglyceride biosynthetic process
Cellular component (GO): endoplasmic reticulum membrane
Molecular function (GO): diacylglycerol O-acyltransferase activity
Source: RefSeq, a predicted model, not a curated record
CAAAUUAACUUCUCCCAGUUCUUCCAUCAGACCGAACAGUAAUCGGUUCCACAGUUAAACUCUUUGCCUUUUGGGAAAAAAAUAAGUAUAAACUGGGGUAAAAUAGAGACUUUCAGUCCGAAAGCAUGCAGCAAUCUUUGUUUUGAACAACUGGAAAGGCACGGUUGGAUCGCCCGCAUUCUGCGCAACUGCGUGAGGUCAGGAGAACUUGCAUGCGUGUGGUAACACGUUGAAAUGAUAGGAAGUGAAGAUUGGUGGUAAGGCAUUCGGCUUCUGUACUGGGUGAAAGAAACGGAAAUAUUUUAUGUACAGUGCUAACUGCCUUUCAGAUCGGGGUCUUGCAGUCAUUUCAAGGAAUUCUUCCGUGGGUAAGCAGCUGUUUGUCAUGAAGAUCGAAUUUGCCCCUAUAAAUAUCCCUCUGAGGAGAAGGAUACAGACGUUUGCUGUUCUCAAGUGGAUCUUCACAUUUUUGAUCUUAGGUCAAAUCUGCCUGUUGCUCUUUGGGGUGCUCAUCUUGGCUGGUCACUGGUAUGUUGUUGCACUUUACUGUGUUUGGUUGUAUCUUGACUGGGAGACACCAAAUCAGGGUGGAAGAAGGUCAGAGUGGGUCAGAAACUGGACUAUCUGGAAUUACUUCCGGGACUACUUUCCUAUUCAUCUUGUGAAAACAACGGAUCUGGAUCCACAAUACAACUAUCUGUUUGGAUAUCAUCCUCAUGGGGUGCUAGUAGCUGGAGCCUUUGGAAACUUUUGCAGUGAAGCUACAGGAUUUCAGAAGUUGUUUCCAGGUUUGACCUCAUAUCUGUGCAUACUGCCAGUCUGGUUCAAGCUUCCAUUUUACAGGGAUUACAUCAUGUGUGCAGGUCUUGUCUCAUGUGUGAAGAGAAGUGUUUCUCACGUUCUGAGUAGGAAGGGAGGCGGGAAUGUGGCUGUCAUUGUGAUAGGCGGUGCUGAGGAAUCUCUGGCUGCCAGACCUGGAGCACUAACUUUGAAAAUCCUUAACAGGAAAGGUUUUAUUAAACUGGCCAUAAAACAUGGGGCACAUCUGGUUCCAGUCUUUUCCUUUGGGGAAAAUGAACUCUUUAAUCAGGUAAACAAUCCAAAAGGAUCACUUCUUCGGAGAAUGCAGGAAAUAUUAAGGAAGAUUGCAGGAUUUACGUUGCCAUUGUUCCAUGCCAGGGGUGUCUUCCAGUACACCUUUGGUCUGUUACCAUAUAGGAAGCCUAUUUACACCAUAGUAGGAAAACCAAUAAUUGUACAGCAAAACCACACACCGUCAACUGAAGAGAUUGAAGCACUACACAAAAAGUAUACCGAUGCAUUAAAUAAAUUAUUUGAAGAACACAAAGUUCAGUAUGGUAUUCCAGAAAAAGAUCAUCUCCUUUUCACUUGA